AUGUCCUCGCCAGCUAGUCUUUUGUUAUCUGAACGUAGAUUAUCUCAUCAGGAGAAGCGUACUCCACGUAUGGUUAUAAGAAAAUCGAAUGUUAUCGAUGCACUUUUAUUUGUAUUCGGAAAUAGAGCAAGCAAAAUGCGACAGAGCAAACUAUCUGAGCUCAUCCAUUCAUCGCGGGGACAUUUAAGCCUAAGUUAUUGUACUGUUGAUGUGCAUUUUCAAGAUAUAUAUGACUUGCCUGAUCCAAAUGAUUUUGAGGUCAUUCCUCAUUCUCAACUAAUUAUUACACGUCAAGCAUUUCGGAAUAAUACAAGCAAAUAUUUUAUCAAUGGACGUCUAAGCAGUUAUACCGAAGUAACUUCUUUAUUAAAAGAUAGAGGGGUAGACUUAGAUCAUAAACGAUUUCUAAUAUUGCAGGGGGAAGUCGAAUCUAUAGCACAGAUGAAACCUAAAGCUCCGAAUGAACAUGAAGAUGGGCUUUUAGAAUAUUUAGAAGACAUAAUAGGAACUUCCAAAUAUAAGGAACCUAUUGAAAAGACCAGUCAAAAGAUCGAACAAUAUAAUGAGGAACGUUCAGAAAAAUUACAUCGAGUGAAAAUAAUUGAAAAAGAGAAAGAUGGAUUAGAGGCUAAAAAGAAAGAAGCAGAAGAUUUUCUCAAAGAAGAAAAUAGAUUGUCCCUUAAAAAAUCUGCUUUAUAUCAAAAGCAACUUUUUGAUUUAAAAAAUGUCAUUGCUAUCAAUACCAGAACGGAGGAUCAAUUGAGGGAUGAACUUCGAUCAGAACAAGAAAAACACGCACAGACGAAUCAAGAAUAUGAAAAUCUCGAAAAUUUAUAUGCAAAUUCUUUGAAGGAAUACGCCAAUUUCGAAAAGGAAACUGAUCAAAUUCUAAAAGAAAAAGCAGUAUAUGAUAGAGAGAUUAUUCAUUUGGAAGAAAAGAAGAAACACGCACAAACUAAACAAAAAAAACUAUUAAAAACCAUACAGAAUGAACGUCACGCUCUGUCUGAAGCGAGAACAGCUAUUCGUUAUAAUGAAGAAGAUUUAAUUAAAAGAACAAGUGAACUGGAAAAUUUAGAAAGAUCUCUUGGUGUUGAAGAGCAAAAACUAGAAAUUAUUCGGGAAAGUCUUAAGGGUAAAACUGAACAAUACACUUCCAAAAUUGAAGAAAAACAAAAGGAAUUAUCUCCAUGGAUAGAAAAGAUUAAUUCAAAACAAUCAGCUAUAGAUCGCAACCUUGAACAAGCUGAGAAAGACAUAGUUUCCCUCGAGGAGACUCGGCGUUCAAAGGAACAAGAAAUCAUGGUCAAUAGACAUCAAAUAAAUUUAACUAAAAACGAAAUCGAAAGGCUUGAAUCGAUAUUGAAGAAUGCAGAUGAAAUAGAAGGGAAACUUCGUUCAGCACUUGCUGAGGCUCGUCAAAAGGAGAAUGAAGCAAAAACUCUUUUACAAUCAUCUCAGUCCAGAGGACAAGUUCUUGGCAGCCUGUUAAAACUUAAGGAUAGUGGCCGUAUCAAAGGACUAUAUGAUCGUUUAGGCAACCUUGGAGUUAUUGAUAAUAAAUAUGAUGUCGCUGUCUCAACUGCAUGUUCGGCGUUAGAUCAUAUUGUAGUUGAUUCGGUUGAAGUCGGACAAGUUUGUAUUGAAUAUCUUAAAAAACAUAACUUGGGACGUGCUAAUUUUAUUCUUUUGAAUCAACUUUCAUCAACGGACAUGAGACCAAUUUCAGCUCCUGAAGGAAUUCCUAGAUUAUUUGAUCUUGUUAGACCAAAGGAUAAUAAAUUUGCCCCAGCUUUUUAUAAAGUUUUACAGAAUACACUCGUCGCAAAUAAUUUACAACAAGCCACCAGGAUUGCAUACGGCAAGCCGAGGUGGCGUGUGGUUACUUUAGAAGGGCAACUUUUUGAAAAAGCUGGUACCAUGAGUGGUGGCGGUAACAGAAUAAUUCGUGGGGGUAUGAGUUCAAAAUUUGUUCCUGAAGUAACUUCAGAAGCAAUGUCUACAUUGGAAAGAGAACGAAUUAAUUUAGAAAGCCAAUGGAAAGAGUUUAUUGAACAACGUAAAGGAUACGAAAACCAGCUUCAACAAUUUAAAAAUGAAAUUCCUAAGAUAGAACAUUCGUUAUCAAAAUUGGAAAUGGAUUUAAAUUCUUGUGUUAAACGAAUUGCGGAUAUUCAAAAACUUAUUUCUGAAUUGGGGCAACAAAACAAACCUAAUUUUGAAGAUCGACGACGAAUGCAACAACUUGAAAGUGAGAAUGAAAAAUUAAAUACGGAAUUGAGCACACUUAAAAAUUAUUCUUCAAGAAUUGAAGAUGAAAUCAAAUUUUAUCAUGAAAAGAUUUUACAAGAAGGUGGUGACAAACUUAGAGCCCAGAAACAAGAAGUUAAUUCAAUAAAAGAACAAAUAGACAUGAUGAAUGAACAAAUUACAACAUCACAUGUUGCGAAAUCAAAGGCUGAAAAGGACGUGACGAAAUUUGAAAAUUCUAUUAUGAAAAAUGAGAGUGAAAUAGAAUUAUUGAAUAGAGAAAUACAAGAAUUUGAAGUCAAUAUUCGACAAAAUGCCGAGGCUUCGGGAGAGAUUGGAUUAAGAGCAGAUAAAGCGAAAGAUAAACUUCAAGAUAUGAAAGAUGCAUUGGAUGAAAUUAAAGUUGAACGUGACGAAAAAACAACUAUGAUUAAUCAAAUUAGGGCUAUUCAGUUGGAAAUCAAUAAUAAACUUGAAAAUAGUGAGCGUGCCUUGUUAGAAAAUAAACAAAAAGAAAAUCAUUUACUUAAUUCCCUCCAAAAGCUCUCUCUUCAUGAAAUUAGUGAUGAUGAUGGUGAAAAACCAGAAUUUCAAAUAUUCACUGAUGACGAACUUAAGGCAAUGCAUGCAGAAGCAUUGCAAAGAGAAAUUACAGCUCUAAAUGAGAAAGUACAAAAUGCCAAUCCGAAUCUCAAUGUGUUAACAGAAUAUAAACGUUGUGAAGAUGAAUAUUUAUCUCGUGUUAAAGAUCUUGAAGAAAUUACUACAUUACGUGAUGAAUGCAAAGGUGAAUACGAUGAUUUACGCAAAACGCGAUUGGAGGAGUUUAUGCAUGGAUUUACGCAGAUAUCUCAAAAACUCAAAGAGAUGUAUCAGAUGAUUACACUAGGGGGUAAUGCAGAAUUAGAAUGUUGUGACAGUCUAGAUCCCUUUUCUGAAGGAAUUAUUUUUAGUGUUAUGCCACCAAAAAAGAGCUGGAAAAAUAUUUCUAAUCUGUCGGGUGGUGAAAAGACAUUAAGUUCCUUGGCUUUGGUGUUUGCACUUCAUCAUUACAAACCGACACCAUUGUAUGUAAUGGAUGAGAUUGAUGCGGCAUUGGAUUUUCGGAAUGUUUCAAUUGUGGCAAAUUAUAUUAAAGAACGUACCAAGAAUGCCCAAUUCAUUGUUAUUAGUUUACGAAAUAACAUGUUUGAAUUGGCAGAUCAUUUAGUAGGAAUUUACAAGACUGAUAAUAGAACUAAAUCAAUAACUAUAUCUCCUCAUGAUAUUGUAAUAUAA
Messenger RNA from Diversispora eburnea, 3528 nucleotides. NCBI's taxonomy places the organism in Eukaryota, Fungi, Glomeromycota, Glomeromycetes, Diversisporales, Diversisporaceae. The record is from the annotation of a GenBank genome assembly.